UUCAGUAAUUUUCUCUGUGGAUCGUAUAUGGGUUGAUAGCAAACAACAAGGGAAAAUCCCAUGCCCCCACAUCAUCUACAAGAGUCAAUGCUGCAAUGUUACAGCUAUGUCACUUAGAUUCUACCUUGGACACCCCUAUAUUGCAAAAAAGCAAACAAACAACAACUUUCUUUUCCCUUCAAUUCAAAGCCUUUAUCAUCUAUAAACUUCCCAAAACACUACAAACAUUUCCUCUUUGCAACAUCAGAACUUGUCACAUCUAGAAGAGAUCCUAAGAUCCCUCUCAUGGGCGUCGAUCUUUUCUCUUUCAUAUUCAUAAUAUUUUCAUGGGCAUCAUUGCUCUCAAUGAAAGCUGAAGCUGAAGCUGAAGGGAUUAAAUCUGCUCGCCUUCUUGAUCUUCUCAUUAGGGACUACACUGUGAAGUCUCUUGACAGGGACUUGAGAACAGGUAUUGUUCACACUGUAACUUUACCUGCAAAUUUCUCUGGCAUCAAAGUGGAUACAGUAAGGUUCAGAUGUGGAAGUCUUCACAGAUAUGGUGCUCAGGUUAAGGAAUUUCAUCUGGGAAGUGGUGUGAUUGUGCAGCCUUGUGCAGAGAGAGUGAUGGUAGUAAGACAAAACUUGGGUUAUAAUUGGUCAUCCAUCUAUUAUGCUAACUAUGAUCUAUCAGGUUACCAGCUGGUGUCACCUAUACUAGGCCUCCUCGCUUAUAAUGCUGACAGUGAUCUGAGUUAUGGUAGCCCUUUUGAGCUUGGGAUUCUAGCCAGGGAAAAACCAAUUAAAAUAAAUUUCAGCAACAUUACAAAGGCAUCCAACAAGACAGGAAACUGGCCAUUAUGCGCUAGUUUUGAAGGAAAUGGCAAAGUAACAUUGAAGAAGCAAGUAUCACCCAAUGUUUGUGUUGCAACCAAGCAUGGCCAUUUCGGUUUGGUAAUGGAAUCACCACCACCAUCGUUGCCAGUGAGGAAGAAGAUCAGCAGAUGGAAACUGGUGGUGGGAAGCUCGGUGGGAGCUGCUUUGGGUGCUUUCCUCUUAGGGUUGCUUUUAGUGGCAAUGUUUGUUAAAGUGAAGAAGAAAGCAAGAAUGGAGGAAUUGGUGAGAAGAGCGUAUGAAGAGGAAGCUCUUCAAGUUUCCAUGGUUGGACAUAUAAGGGCUCGAACAACACCUACAAUCUAACAUGAUCUUUGAGUAUGUACGAUCAUUCUUUUGGAAAGGUUAGCUCUAUUUGUACCUGAAAUAGAAAAACAAAAUCCAACCAAAUAUUCUUAUGUUCAAUAUCCAGAAACAGAACAACUCUGUUUUUCAAAGGAUAUGUUGGUUCACUUCAUUAUUCAGUCAGUGUCUAGGAAAAUGACAACCCUGUCCAGGAUAUGUUCUUUUUCUUACAUCUCUUACUAAGGGAUUCAGCAUUCUAUAUCUUGUUUAUUUGAAAUUUCGGAUUUCAAAUAGCAUAAAGGGGAAGGGUUUUUCUUUUCUUUUUGGUGUACAAUACAAUACAUUAGUCAAAAAGCCAUGACCAUGAGCUUUAAGUAUUUUCUGAAAAUGCUUGUAACUUUCACUGACAAUAAAAGGUCAAAAGAAACCCAAAGUGCCCCAUUAACCCGUCAUCCAUCCCCACUCCCAUCAACAUGCUUGAGAUCAGAUCAACAAAACAUGAAAAAAGUUUGCAUGUAAAACAUUGGAUACUGCUUCUUUCUUUUUUUUUAAGAAGGUAAGUUAUUGGCUGAGAGGAGACUCUUUGAUUGAUAGGUGUGGCAAAGUUUGAACGCAAAGACUACAUGCUUUGCAAAUCCUUUUUCUCCUUUGUGUAUCAAAAGUCAAAACAUAAUUAUCAGCCAAAAACCCUUGAAAUUUAAGACUUAGGGUGUAUGACUAUGGACCACAAUUCGUUGGCUUCCAUAUUAUAUAACAAGAGAUUUUCAGCUUCUAAUGUAACAGACUAAUAUAUGAAUUAAAAAAAAAAGUAUUCUCGUGCAAUUGAAAAGGAAAAACAAUUAUUUCCCUCAGUUAAGAUAGAAAAUAGGUCUCGGCUAUGCCAGCCAAAAGUGGGACCUUUAAUUCAUGGAUGUUAUAAUUAACCUUCAUUUCUUUUUCUUAUAUUAUGGCCUAAAUCUUCCAUUGUUACAAAGAAUGCAAAUUCUGGAUAAAACAAAUUGUAUAUAAACCUAAAUCCGUUGAAAAAAAAUAAAUUAAUUGAGUUAGAAUUUCGUAUGCAGUAUGUUUAUACUUUUUUGGCUAUGGAUCAGGUUUAGUGAUGAAUUUGGGUGUCUUCGAUCUCUUGCAAGACGAGCAUAAGCUAAAGGGUGCUGAAGUUUGUGCUUGGGAAUAAUGCUUAAGUCGGUCUCAAAGCUUUGAAAUAGAGAAAUCAAGGGAUAAAGUUGAAAAUAAUGAAUAAGAGAUGAAGAUAAGACAUGUGAAGGUGGAGAUGAAAGACUCCCGUGACCUAAUGAUGACCUAAAAAAAGCUUGGACAUCAUUUUCUUUGCGAAAUAUGUAAAAGUAAAAGCUAACUUGUUUGGCUUGAUGGUAUUCGUCGAGGGACUAGGCUCUAUCAAGUGUGUGGGAGCUAAAGAAAUAAGAGUCAAUAAGGUGAAAGGUUUGCUACUAACAAGUAGGUGUUUACUGCUAAGAAGCGGAAAUUGUUGAGGAAGAGAAGUUUGCUGCUGAAAAUCAGUUGUUGAGGGGUUUAUUAGAUGGCUGAGAUUUUUCUUAGAUAUUCUAACAGUGUGUGUCAAUCUUUUUGAUGUCUUAGCUUGACAGAGCAAUUAUAAGCAGUCAAACAUGAUACACCUAAUGUGUUAAAUUAUAUUUGGUUAGGUGAUACAAUUUUUUUGAUGUAAUACUUGCUGAAGUUUUAGGGUAUGAUCAACCAUUGCAACAACAGUAGUCUUUUGUAUAUUAUCCACCAAAAUCUUAAUGAAAGAUAGACUAUUCAGUUGUAAAA
This is a messenger RNA of Gossypium arboreum, 2943 nucleotides long. RefSeq lists its product as uncharacterized. Bases 286 to 1176 code for a protein of 296 amino acids. NCBI's taxonomy places the organism in Eukaryota, Viridiplantae, Streptophyta, Magnoliopsida, Malvales, Malvaceae. Gene Ontology annotation, cellular component: membrane. The record is from RefSeq and is a predicted model, not a curated record. The transcript has a single exon.